Molecule: messenger RNA, 1136 nt
Organism: Apis laboriosa (Himalayan honeybee)
Lineage: Eukaryota; Metazoa; Arthropoda; Insecta; Hymenoptera; Apidae
Gene: eIF3i
Product: eukaryotic translation initiation factor 3 subunit I
Exons: 5
Coding region: 127-1107 (326 amino acids)
Biological process (GO): cytoplasmic translational initiation
Cellular component (GO): eukaryotic translation initiation factor 3 complex, eIF3m; cytoplasm
Molecular function (GO): RNA binding; protein binding; translation initiation factor activity
Source: RefSeq, a predicted model, not a curated record
AUAUUUUGCUGUAGUCUGUGUUCAUGUGCUUUUUGUAUUAAGAGAAUUUUGUGGUUGCUUUGGAAUAACGGAGUGUUUUCUAACUUUUUAAUCAAUUUAUUUAAUCAUUUAUUUUGAAAUAAGAAAAUGAAACCCUUAAUGUUACAUGGGCACGAACGUGCAAUAACACAAAUCAAAUAUAAUAGAGAAGGAGAUUUAUUAUUCUCUUCUAGCAAAGAUAAAAAGCCAAAUGUUUGGUAUUCUUUGAAUGGAGAACGUCUUGGAAGUUUUAAUGGGCAUAAUGGUUCUGUAUGGUGUAUUGAUGUUAAUUGGGAUACAACAAGAUUUUUAUCUGGAAGUGGUGAUAAUACAUUAAGAGUUUGGGACUGUCAAACUGGAAAAGAAAUAGGUUUACUUCAUACAAACAGUUCAGUGAGGACAUGUAGCUUUAGUUACUCAGCAAAUCUUGCUGUUUAUUCAACAGAUAAAGCUUUAGGACAUCAAUGUGAAAUGUUUAUUAUGGAUAUUAAAAAUGUUGAUGCAGUUUUAUCACAAGCAGAUGCAAUUUCUAGAAUUGCUGUGAAUGGGCCUAGAAUUUCUGCUAUAUUAUGGGGUGCAUUAGAUGAAACAAUUAUUACUGGCCAUGAAGAUGGUGAAAUCACUCUUUGGGAUGUUAGGACAAGAAAAAAAUUGACAAGUGUUAAAGGUCAUAAAUCACAAAUAAAUGAUAUGCAAUUCAACAAGGAUGGUACUAUGUUUGUAACUGCAUCAAAAGAUAAUACUGCCAAAUUAUUUGAUAGUGAAUCAUUAAUGUUAUUGAAAACAUACAAAACAGAAAGACCUGUUAAUUCUGCUACAAUUUCUCCAAUUUUUGAUCAUGUCGUUCUUGGAGGAGGUCAAGAUGCUAUGGAUGUCACAACAACAUCAACUCGUCAAGGAAAAUUCGAUUCUCGAUUUUUCCAUUUAGUAUUUGAAGAAGAAUUUGCACGUUUAAAAGGACACUUUGGUCCAAUUAAUUCUUUAGCAUUUCAUCCUAAUGGUCGAAGUUUUUCAACGGGUGGGGAAGACGGUUAUGUUCGUAUUAAUACAUUUGACCAAUCUUACUUUGACUUCCAUUUUGAAUAUUAAUUUUACGAAAUAAAAGAAAAUAUAUGUCA